UAAAAAUAAGUUUCGGGGGGCUGGGUCAAUAUUAAAUAGCUGGAAAGUGCAUCAUGGCAACCAGGACAGUACUACCUGCAAUCCUAUUGGAUAUCUGUCACUAGCCACACCCACUGUGGAAAGUUUUUAAGCCACAGGUCGGUUUGUGUGUGGGGAGAGCCGGCAGAUUUGAUCUGUCCGUCAUCAUGGGGCUGCUAAUAGCUGCUGCAAUCGGCCUUGGGUCGGUGGUGGGGGCCCCGCUUGUACUAAGUGCCGCGGGGUUCACAGCGGCCGGCAUUGCUGCAGGAUCCGUGGCAGCAAAAAUGAUGUCUGCUGCAGCUGUAGCCAAUGGUGGUGGUGUGGCCGCUGGAGGCCUUGUUGCCCUCGCACAAUCAGCUGGCGCGGCAGGCCUUGCUAUCACCACCAAAGCUGGGAUAGCAGCCACUGGGGCAGUACUGGGGCUCCUGGUGUAAGAAAUACCUGCAAAGAAUGUCAUUUGGAACAGCACUUAAAUACUUAUCUGUAUACUAAGAAGCUAAUUUGCGACUAAUCAAUAAGUGAUUUAUAAUCUGAA
Molecule: messenger RNA, 553 nt
Organism: Ahaetulla prasina
Lineage: Eukaryota; Metazoa; Chordata; Lepidosauria; Squamata; Colubridae
Product: interferon alpha-inducible protein 27-like protein 2A
Exons: 5
Coding region: 186-452 (88 amino acids)
Biological process (GO): apoptotic signaling pathway
Cellular component (GO): mitochondrion; membrane
Source: RefSeq, a predicted model, not a curated record